AUGUGUUACCUCGCAUGUUCACAGCUGGGCAGUCCUCAGCAGAAACCCAAGCGUUUACGGGUGUUGGCUGACGUGUCGGGCAGCAUGUACCGCUUCAACGGUGUGGACGGCAGGCUGGAGCGCUCCAUGGAGGCUGUGUGUAUGGUCAUGGAGGCUCUGGAGAACUAUGAACACAAGUUCAAGUACGACAUAGUGGGCCACUCAGGCGACGGCUACGACAUUGAGCUGAUCAGACCGGACAAAGUCCCUAAGAAUAACAAGCAGAGACUCAAAGUCCUCAAGACCAUGCACGCCCACGCUCAGUUCUGCAUGAGCGGCGACUACACUCUUGAGGGCACCGACGCCAGCAUCAAGGAGCUGGCGCGAGAAGAGGCCGACGAGCACUUCGUGGUGGUGCUCAGUGACGCCAACCUGGAGCGCUAUGGCAUCCAGCCUGAGCGCUUCGCCCAGGUCCUGACCUCCAACCCACAGGUUAAUGCCUUUGCCAUCUUCAUCGGAUCCCUUGGCGAUCAGGCUGAAAGACUCCAAAAGACCCUUCCACCGGGGAGAUCCUUUGUUGCCAUGGACACCAAGCAGAUUCCCCAAAUACUGCAGCAGAUCUUUACAUCUACAAUGCUGUCCAGUGCCUAAGACACAUAAACACACACAUACACUCACUUCUUAUCUCACACAUCCAAAACCUCACAUUUUGUUCUGCAAGCUCUGAGACGGUAGCACAAGCGUGACUUGUCACGAUGUGAUAACCCACUUUCUGUAUCAGAUUAUAUAACUUUAUCUGAACUGUAUCAGGUCUGCAGACUGGCCUUUGUACAGGCCUGAAGGGAACGGUUUAUUAUUUUACAGAAGCCUUCAGUAGAAGCAGAAUGUGGCAGUGCUGUGUAGCGUGACGAGUUAAAUAAUGUGUACUGUCCCUCGGGGAAUAUUUACUGUACAGUGUGGUCUGUGAUCAGUGUGACUCUACUGGGAAAUGACACACACUGCAACUACAGUGACAUUAUGAGUGCCUGGAGUCUGUCUCAGACCCCAUGUGGGGAUCAAACACAGGCCCCGACCUGUUGUUGUUUUUGAGUUUUGGGCCGAUAGUGUACUGACGCAGGCACACAUGCAUACGUCCUGUUUUGGGUUGCGAGCAACUUUACUUAGACGGGGGAGGGUCACGAACUUGAAACGGGCUCUCUUACUUGGACUUCCUCCUCAUUUAUCGUCUGUCGCGCAGAAAAAUGCGCACACACACACGACACAUGCAGGAAGGGUAGCACUACGCGCCAUCUGACAGACACUUGGAUGUGGCGAAAGGCUGAACUUGGCUCUUUUGGAAUGCUGAGACUGUGAGCAGGGAAUUUCCCACCUGACUGCACACGCUCUUUAAAGGCAGCCGCUGUUGCACAACCCCCUGCUGUGUGUGUGUGUGUGG
This is a messenger RNA of Morone saxatilis (striped sea-bass), 1414 nucleotides long. RefSeq names its product von Willebrand factor A domain-containing protein 8-like. The record is from RefSeq and is a predicted model, not a curated record. Gene Ontology annotation, cellular component: cytoplasm. The coding region runs from base 1 to 630 and encodes 209 amino acids. NCBI's taxonomy places the organism in Eukaryota, Metazoa, Chordata, Actinopteri, Moronidae. The transcript is spliced from 4 exons.